AGCUCGGGUCCACAGCUCUAUGGGGAAAGCGGCCGCUCUGAGCCGAGGCGGCGGCUGCGCUGGCCGCUCCCGCGGGCUCUCGUCGCUGUUCACGGUUGUGCCCUGCUUGUCCUGCCACACGGCGGCGCCGGGCAUGAACUCAUCCGCGUUUGGCUCAGGGCCAGCGCCAAAGCCUCAGCUCCAGCCUGUGCAGGCACCAGAGCGGGAGUUGUUGUCGGAACAGGUGUACCAGCCAAUUUCUGAGCCGGCGUCGAGAUCCGAACCUGGGUCCCAGACGACGUCUGUGCCAAGGCCUCCAGGGGUUGGGCAGGAAUCGGAACUACAGGGCUUGUGGCCGGGGUCAGAGAACGGCACAAGGUCUGUGUCCAUCAUCAAAGCUUCGCCAGAGCUGCCAAUGCCGUCCCCGCUGCAGUCAACAGUAGGGAGUUUGCCCGUCGCCAAACCUGAGUCCAAGCUGGUGCCAAAGACCCAGGCUUUUCUGCGACAAGGACAGGCGAAGAUUUCUGUCGGGACUCCGGUGUCAGGGACUGGUAUCCAAAUGGUCUUACCACCUCCGGACAGCUACAAGGGUUGGCUCCUCAAGUGGACUAACUACCUGAAGGGCUACCAGCGCCGUUGGUUCGUGCUCGGCAAUGGCCUGCUGUCCUACUACAGAAACCAGGGUGAAAUGGCCCACACCUGCCGUGCGACCAUCAACCUGGCCUCCACACACUUUGAAACAGAGGACUCUUGUGGAAUCCUGCUAUGCAACGGGGCAAGGACCUACCACCUCAAGGCCAGCUCAGAGGUGGACCGGCAGCAUUGGAUCACCGCUCUGGAGCUGGCCAAGGCCAAGGCUAUCCGUGUGAUGAAAACUCAGUCAGAUGAUUCUGGGGACGACGACGAAGAGCCUGCUGCCCCAGCUGACAACAGUGAACUCCACCACACUCUUAAGACCCUCUCACUGAAGUUAAAUGACCUCAGCACAUGCAAUGACCUCAUUGCCAAGCAUGGCGCUGCCCUCCAGCGCUCCCUGAACGAGCUGGACAGCCUCAAGAUCCCAUCAGAGUGCGGGGAGAAACUGAAGGUUGUGAACGAGCGGGCCACCCUCUUCCGCAUCACAUCAAAUGCUAUGAUCAACGCCUGUAGGGACUUCCUGGAACUAGCUGAGACUCACAGCCGGAAAUGGCAGCGGGCUCUAAAUUAUGAGCAGGAGCAGCGUGUCCACCUGGAGGAGACAAUUGAGCAGUUGGCCAAGCAGCACAACAGUCUUGAACGGGCCUUCUGCAACACCCCUGGCGGGCCAGCCAGCUCCAGCAAGAGCUUCAGCGAGGGAAGCUUCUUGACUUCCAAAGGAGAGAACAGUGAAGAAGAUGAAGAUACUGAGUACUUUGACGCCAUGGAAGACUCUACAUCUUUCAUCACUGUAAUCACUGAGGCCAAGGAAGACAGAAAACCCGAGAGUGGACCUGGGACAACCACUGUGGACUGGACCUCAGCAGAUAAUGUAUGUGAGGUAUUAGAUGGUGCCUCAUUCAUGCCCAAGGAUUCAUGCAAAGUUAAGAGGCGAGUCCGCAUCCCUGACAAACCCAACUAUAGCCUUAACCUCUGGAGCAUCAUGAAGAAUUGUAUUGGCCGUGAGCUUUCCCGGAUCCCCAUGCCGGUGAACUUCAAUGAGCCCCUGUCCAUGCUCCAGCGACUUACAGAGGACCUGGAGUACCACCACCUGCUGGACAAGGCGGUGAACUGCACCAGCUCAGUGGAGCAGAUGUGCCUGGUAGCCGCCUUUUCUGUGUCCUCCUACUCCACCACGGUGCACCGCAUCGCCAAGCCCUUCAACCCUAUGCUCGGGGAGACCUUCGAGCUGGACCGUAUGGAGGACAUGGGCCUGCGUUCCCUCUGUGAGCAGGUAAGCCACCACCCCCCGUCUGCUGCCCACCACGUGUUCUCUAAGCAUGGCUGGAGCCUCUGGCAAGAAAUCACCAUCGCCAGCAAGUUCCGAGGGAAAUACAUCUCUAUCAUGCCACUCGGUGCCAUCCACCUAGAAUUCCAGGCCAGUGGCAAUCACUACGUGUGGAGGAAGAGCACCUCCACCGUGCACAACAUCAUCGUGGGCAAGCUCUGGAUUGACCAGUCAGGGGACAUUGAGAUUGUGAACCACAAGACCAAGGACCGGUGCCAGCUGAAGUUCGUGCCCUACAGCUACUUCUCCAAAGAGGCAGCCCGAAAGGUGACUGGAGUGGUGAGUGACAGCCAGGGCAAGGCCCACUAUGUGCUGUCAGGUUCGUGGGAUGACCAGAUGGAAUGUUCUAAGAUUGUGCACAGCAGCCCCAGCUCUGAUGGGAAGCAGAAAACCGUGUACCAGACACUGCCUGCCAAGCUGCUCUGGAGGAAAUACCCACUGCCGGAGAAUGCGGAGAACAUGUACUAUUUCUCGGAGCUAGCGCUGACCCUCAACGAGCAGGAGGAUGGCGUGGCGCCCACCGACAGCCGCCUGCGGCCAGACCAGCGGCUGAUGGAGAGGGGACGCUGGGAUGAGGCCAACACCGAGAAGCAACGGCUGGAGGAGAAGCAGCGCCUGUCCAGGCGACGGCGGCUGGAGUCAUGCACAGCGGGCUGCGGUGGGGAGGAAGAGAAGGAGUCAGAUGGCUAUGUGCCGCUCUGGUUCGAGAAGAGGCUGGACCCGCUGACUGGGGAGAUGGCCUGCAUGUACAAGGGCGGCUACUGGGAGGCCAAGGAGAAGAAGGACUGGCACAUGUGCCCCAACAUCUUCUGAGCCACUCCUGCGGCAAAUACAGGCGCCUGCACUGCC
Messenger RNA from Mus caroli (Ryukyu mouse), 2791 nucleotides. RefSeq names its product oxysterol binding protein 2 (gene Osbp2). Lineage: Eukaryota; Metazoa; Chordata; Mammalia; Rodentia; Muridae. The record is from RefSeq and is a predicted model, not a curated record. Gene Ontology annotation, cellular component: plasma membrane; cytosol; perinuclear endoplasmic reticulum. Gene Ontology annotation, molecular function: cholesterol binding.